Messenger RNA from Polistes canadensis, 3812 nucleotides. It is a transcript of the gene trp, whose product is annotated as transient receptor potential protein. Bases 256 to 3672 code for a protein of 1138 amino acids. Gene Ontology annotation, molecular function: protein binding; inositol 1,4,5 trisphosphate binding; store-operated calcium channel activity. The record is from RefSeq and is a predicted model, not a curated record. Gene Ontology annotation, cellular component: cation channel complex; membrane. Lineage: Eukaryota; Metazoa; Arthropoda; Insecta; Hymenoptera; Vespidae. The transcript has 16 exons. Gene Ontology annotation, biological process: manganese ion transport; regulation of cytosolic calcium ion concentration; calcium ion transmembrane transport.
AACAGUUAAAUGUAAAAAACAAAGAUUUUAAAUUUCGUGGUACAUUUGUUUUGUAUCUUUUUUGAAGAAACAAAAAAAAAAAGAAAAAACAAAAACCAUAAAUAAUAAAAAAUAUAUCCUCGUACGAUAGUUCGGCAAUAGUUAGUUUUACCGAUUUAACAAUAAAAAAAGAAAGAAAAGUAAAAAAUCGCAAGAUAAAAAAUCACCCGAAUGAGUUCUGUUAUGUUUCGACGGAAAGCUUGCAGGACGUGAAUUAUGAAUCCAUCUGAAUCACAACAGAAUCUUCUUAGUAAUGAAGUAAGAGCACCCUCGGUACAAUCGUUAAGUCCACCGGCUGAUUAUAUUCUCGGACCCGUUGAAAAACAUUUUCUAUUGAGUGCGGAGAGAGGUGAUUGUGCUACCGUCAAAAGAUUGCUGGAAGAAAAUAAAGAUCAGCCAGAAAUCUUGAAUAUAAAUUGCGUUGAUCCAUUAAAUCGAUCAGCUUUAAUAGCAGCCAUCGAAAAUGAAAAUAUCGAGCUUAUUAAAUUGUUAUUGGAUUUAGGGAUACAAGUUAAGGAUGCACUUUUGCACGCCAUCAAAGAGGAAUACGUGGAAGCCGUGGAGAUUUUGUUAGAAUGGGAAGAAAGAAUCCAUGUUUUAGGCCAACCUUACAGUUGGGAAGCCGUAGAUAGAUCAUCAUCUAAUUUCACUCCUGACAUAACUCCCUUAGUAUUGGCAGCACACAAAAAUAAUUAUGAAAUUUUGAAAAUACUUUUAGAUCGUGGAGCGACCCUACCAACCCCUCAUGAUGCCAGAUGUGGUUGCGACGAGUGUGUAACUUCGAGUGAACAAGAUUCUCUUCGGCAUUCCCAAUCUCGUAUAAAUGCGUACAGAGCUUUAACAUCACCGUCCCUUAUCGCUUUAUCUUCGAGAGAUCCACUUUUAACGGCAUUCGAACUUUCAUGGGAAUUACGUCGUCUCAGUCGAAUGGAACAAGAAUUUCGAUUUGAGUAUAAUGAAAUGCGAGAGCAAACGCAACAUUUUGCAACGUCGUUAUUAGAUCAUGCACGUACAUCAUAUGAAUUAGAAAUUAUGCUCAAUUAUAAUCCGACUGGAGAUAAUUGGGAACCCGGAGAACGUCAAACUUUAGAUCGACUAAAACUUGCCAUUAAAUAUAAACAAAAACAGUUCGUAGCUCAUCCGAAUGUGCAACAAUUAUUAGCAGCCAUUUGGUACGAUGGUCUACCUGGUUUCCGUAGAAAAAGUAUGAUCGGUCAAUUAAUUGACGUCGGAAAACUCGGUGCUAUGUUUCCUGUUUAUAGUACAAUUUAUAUGAUGUCUCCUACGUCCCAAAUGGGUUUGUUUAUGAAAAAACCGUUUGUCAAAUUUAUUUGUCACUCUUCUUCCUACGCUUUCUUUCUCAUGUUACUCGGAAUGGCAUCUCAACGAAUCGAAUAUUUGGUUAUCGAAUUAUUUGGCAAUGCGUGGAUGCGUGAAAUACUUGCAGGAUGGAAAAGACGAGAACGAGGCUGCAUUCCGGGUUUCGUUGAAUCCGGCGUUAUUAUCUACGUAAUAAGCUUAGUUGUCGGAGAAAUAAGAUCAUUAUGGUCGGAUGGAUUACUCGAGUAUAUAUCAGAUUUAUGGAAUAUAGUGGACUUCAUACAAAAUACAUUUUACGUUAUAUGGAUAAGUAUGAGAAUGACUGCUUGGUUUAUAGUACAAAGAGAAUAUUGGAGUGGUGAGGAUCCUUGGUAUCCAAGAGAUAAAUGGCAUGCCUUCGAUCCCAUGCUUCUCUCGGAAGGAGCCUUUGCUGCUGGAAUGAUAUUUAGUUUCUUAAAACUCGUUCACAUAUUCAGCGUAAAUCCACAUCUCGGACCUUUACAAAUUUCUUUAGGCAGAAUGAUAAUAGAUAUUAUUAAAUUCUUUUUCAUCUAUACUCUCGUUCUAUUCGCCUUUGGUUGUGGCAUGAAUCAGUUAAUGUGGUAUUAUGCUGAUUUGGAAAAAAUGAAAUGUUAUCAUAUGCCUAACGGAUUACCGGAUUUUGAUAAUCAAGAAAAAGCUUGCUCGAUAUGGCGAAGAUUUGCUAAUCUUUUUGAAACCUCACAAUCAUUAUUUUGGGCAAGUUUUGGUAUGGUAGAUUUGCUAUCCUUCGAUCUAACCGGAAUAAAAAGUUUUACAAGAUUUUGGGCUCUGCUUAUGUUUGGUUCAUAUUCGGUUAUCAACGUUAUAGUAUUACUCAACAUGUUAAUCGCUAUGAUGUCAAACUCAUAUCAGAUCAUUUCGGAAAGGGCUGAUACAGAAUGGAAGUUUGCAAGAAGUCAUCUUUGGAUGAGUUACUUUGAAGACGGUGACACCGUACCGCCACCGUUUAAUAUGGUUCCCACGAGUAAAUCUUUUGAUAAAAUUCUUAAAUGUGGUAAAGGUUCUCGACCCACUCGAUCCUUGAUAAAAAAAUCACGAGAAAAAGCAAUGGCUAGGCACGACACGGUAAUGCGAUUGCUUAUUCGUCGUUACGUGACAGCGGAACAGAGAAAACGCGAUGAUUUUGGUAUCACCGAGGACGAUGUCAUGGAAAUUCGACAAGAUAUCUCAACAUUACGAUACGAAUUAAUCGACAUUCUCCGGCAAAAUGGAAUGCGGACGCCGACUAUUGAUAAACAAGAUGCUGCAUUAUCUGGUAAAAAAGGUCGUGUAAUGGAACGUCGCUUGCAAAAGGAUUUCCAGAUUGGAAUAGUAGAAGGCAUUGUUAAUGCAGUUAUACAAGGAAAUGAAAAGGAACCUAAAGAUGUGUUUAGUCAAAUUGCUAAAGCGAUAGGUCGUAGAAGCAGCGGUGGUAGUAAAAAGAAAGAUUGGAAUGCUGUUGUUCGACAAAACACUUUUGCUAGGGAUCCAAUUGGUAGUUCGAAUGAGGCAUUUGCUAGACAAACGAGAAGAAGUUCUCGUAGAAAUAUGCGAGGCAAUGCUAAUUCUGAUUUAGCAUCCCUCGAUCCUAAUCGUUUGGUCGAGUACAAUCCCAAUCUAUCCGAAGUUACGCCUACUACGAGAAUCGCUUAUGCCAAAUUCAUGUUGAAACGAGUUAGGCAUAUCGAUGAAGUUGAAAAUACGGAAGGAGCUGAAGGAGAAGGAGAAGAAAAAGGAGGAGCAGGAGGUAAGAGUGCAACUUCAUCUGAGAAGUCAAGUAUGAAAAAAAAAGGUCCCGAGGGUGACCGUCCAAAGUUAAUAUUGUCAGAAUCUUUGAAAAAAGGAAUAUUAAAAUCAAUGAGCGCCGGGAGUAUCGAUAAGACGGGUGAUAAAUUAACACCGGAUGGAAAAGCGCCAGAAUUUAGGGCACCAACGCCUAUACCUGAAGAUCCGAGAGAGGAUGAUGUCAGCAAAGUAUCGGCUGAGGCACAAAUCUCAGCGAGUAAGUCUAAUAAAACUGAUGCAGAUAAAGAUAAAACACCUCAGAAGGAGCCAGCCAAAGAUCAAAAUGUUGAUGAUGCGAAGAAGAAAGAGGAGGAAGAAAAAAAGAAAAAGAAAGAGGAGGAAGAAAAGAAAAAGAAAGAGGAGGAAGAAAAGAAAAAGAAAAAAGAGGAAACAGCUAAAGAAGCAUCGAAGCCAUCUAAGUCACAAGACGAAAAUGUUCCAGUUGCUACAACUAAGUUACGUGGAAAAUCUAAAGCGACUGGUCAAAUUAUGGGAGGCUGGAUUUAAAUAUUUUCUUAAAGAAUUUUCUAAGAAUUUGAUAACAUUAAUGUACCGAUAUCUGUAACUUUCAAAUAAUUACUAAUGUAAUCUUUUGAAUUAUCAAUGAUAUCAUUAACCGCAUACGAAUCGUUAUCUUACAACAGGCA